This is a messenger RNA of Durio zibethinus, 2250 nucleotides long. Its product is annotated as serine/threonine protein phosphatase 2A 57 kDa regulatory subunit B' kappa isoform-like. Gene Ontology annotation, molecular function: protein phosphatase regulator activity. Gene Ontology annotation, cellular component: protein phosphatase type 2A complex. NCBI's taxonomy places the organism in Eukaryota, Viridiplantae, Streptophyta, Magnoliopsida, Malvales, Malvaceae. The record is from RefSeq and is a predicted model, not a curated record. Gene Ontology annotation, biological process: signal transduction.
UUUACCAUAUGUCCUUGGUGGGCUGACUGGUGCCUGCAAUUUUCUCAGAAAAUGCCACACCUAUCAUUCUCUUCAAUCGAGGAACCCAACUGUUCAUCUUUCAUGGCGAUCCAACACCAGCAAACUAGUCUAUUUUUAUCACUUUCAGGCUCAAAAACUCCAACCCAAUUUCUUCCCUGAGUCCUGACCCUGAAACUAAUGAAAAAGCAAAAUGCUGUCUUUAUCUAAAGUCUAAACCAUUUUCAGAGCAUUUCUUUUUCACUUCCUUCUUUGUUAAAAACUUCUCGGGCUUCUGUUUUUUCUCUUCCAACUCCCAAUCUUAUCUUUGACAGCUCAACAGAUACAGAAUAAUACUGGUGGCAGACUGGCAGUUGUGACAGUGUAAUUUGGGGCAGUUUGUGUUGCUGGGAAGUGCUUUUUGCCAUCAUGCUCAAACAAAUUCUAAGCAAACUUCCGCGGAAGUCACAAAAAUCUGACUCAUUAGAUUCAGCUGGAAUUGAUUCUGGCAACCAUAAUUCUAACUCCAGCAACGGAGUUCAAUGUACAAAUAUUGGGAAUAGCAUAUCAAGUCGACUAAGUGUUGUUAAACGGGUGUCCUCAGCUGUUUUUCCUGCUAGCAUCAUGGCUGGAGUGGAGACGGUGGAGCCCAAUCUAUCUUUCAAGGAUGUUUCAAAUCCUCAGAAGCAGAACCUGUUUAUCAGUAAAUUGAAUCUGUGCUGUGAGGUUUCUGAUUUCAGUAAUCCAGAAAAAACUACUUCUGAGCAAGAUCUUAAACGCCAAACAUUGAUAGAGCUUGUUGAUUUUGUUUCUUCGGGGUCUGCAAAGUUCAACGAACCAGCAAUUGCUGCAGUGUGUAAAAUGUGUGCCAUUAACCUUUUCAGAGUUUUUCCACCUAAAUAUCGCUCUAAUAGCACUAGUGGUGAAGCAGAAGACGAUGAACCAACGUUUGAUCCUGCCUGGUACAGUUUGCAACUUGUAUAUGAUCUACUUCUUCAGUUUAUCAGUUAUAGUUCGCUUGAUGCAAAGGUGGCAAAAAAGUAUGUAGAUCAUUCUUUUAUUUUGAGAUUACUUGACCUUUUUGAGUCUGAGGACCCCCGGGAAAGAGACUGUUUGAAGACAAUUCUCCAUAGGAUUUAUGGGAAAUUCAUGGUGCACAGGCCCUUUGUGCGAAAAGCUGUUAGCAAUAUCAUAUAUCGAUUUGUUUUUGAAACUGAAAGGCAUAAGGGUAUUGCUGAACUCUUGGAGAUUUUUGGAAGUAUUAUUAGUGGGUUUGCUAUUCCAUUGAAGGAGGAGCACAAGAUGUUUUUGUGGAGAGCCCUUAUUCCUCUACACAAACCGAAAUCAGUGGGUGUUUAUCAUCAGCAAUUAACUUACUGUGUUGUACAGUUUAUAGAUAAGGAUCCGAAGUUAGCUAAUUGUGUGAUUAAGGGACUGUUAAAGUACUGGCCAAUUACAAAUAGCCAGAAGGAGUUGAUGUUUAUAAGUGAGUUAGAAGAAAUUUUGGAGAUGACCAGCAUGGUCGAGUUCCAAAAGAUCAUGGUUCCACUGUUUCGUCGUUUUGCAUGCUGCUUAAACAGCUUCCAUUACCAGGUAGCUGAACGAGCUCACUUGAUAUGGAACAAUGAGCACAUCCUUAAUCUCAUUACGCAUAACCGCCAGGUGAUUUUUCCUCUUAUCAUUCCUGCCCUUGAGCGGAAUUCCCUGAAUCAUUGGAACCAAGCAGUGCUUAACCUGACACAGAACAUAAGAAAGAUGUUAUGUGAGAUGGAUGAAGAGCUUGUGCUUGCCUGCCAGCGUAAGUUGGAGGAGGAAAACACCCAAUCCAUUGAGGCAGCUGAGAAGAGGAAACUAACAUGGGAACGCCUGGAAACUGCUGCCAGUUUCAAACCUUCAGCUGCUAACAUCACCCCUCCCUUAAAACCAGCCGCAUGCCCUGUUGCCUGUUAAUUACUCGAGCAACUGUGAACGAGAAAAGAAAGAAACAUGCAUAUAUAUAUAUAUAUAUAUAUGUAUGAAUGUAUAUAUCUAGCUGCUCUGAUUGCAGUGCUGGAUGUUGCUUCUUGAAUUUGGCCAAGUUUGUGAUUCAGUACGUAGGGUUUGUAUCUCAUGACCAAAAAUAGAUGAGGUUUGUAUCUAAAGCUAUAAUUGGUGUACUGAAGAUUAUUAGUGAUGCUACUGCCUCGAAGGAUUUUCAGGCACUGAGUUGUUGGGUUGCGAGUAAAUGUAUCGAUUUUGGGCUGCUUUUGUGUA